AUGGCUGCUGCCUCAGACGGCAUUGCAAGUGUCAGGGAUCCCGCGGAGUCUGCGGGGUGCAUCGGCGACGCCAACCUGGAUUUCAUCGUCGACGGCUCGCCACGUGACCCCGACUCCUCGUCGCGCCCUUCUUCCUCCUUGAUGGCAGCCUUGGUACCUGGCAGCUUUGGCCUUCGUAACGCAAAAAAUCGGGCAGACGACAAGCGGUACGCUUUUUUGUUCUGGAUCGGGAGCCUCGGGAGUGGGGCGACUUCGGCAUCUUUGGCGCCCACACAAGCGCGACAUCGGCUGCUGCUUUGUGCGCUGCGAUGGCCACCGGCUCACGGUCGCACCGUGUCCAUCGUUUCAAACCGCGCCCGACAACCAGCGUUUGCGGGUCGUUGA
Molecule: messenger RNA, 384 nt
Organism: Symbiodinium sp. CCMP2456
Lineage: Eukaryota; Dinophyceae; Suessiales; Symbiodiniaceae
Source: the annotation of a GenBank genome assembly